AUGAAUUAAUUAACAAUGAUAGAAAAUUAAAAAUAAUUUAAUUGUGCUUAUUAACACAAUUAGCCAAUUCUUACGGUAGUUCUUGAUCCAAAAUUACCAAACAAUUAGAGGCUCUUAUGUAAUUAAUGCUUAGAGUUUAAUGAAACGACAGCUAAAACAAUGGAAUUUUAAAAUAUCAUUUAGAUUAUUGAGGAUGAAUACAAGAAGAAACUCAAUAAUAUUGAAGAUACAAUUAAAAUAAAUGUAAAGUAAAUCGAAUCAUUGUUGAGUACGAUCAAUCAAUUGAAAUAAAAUAUUAAUUAAUAACUAGAUUAAUUAAUUAAUAUUGUAAAUAAUUGGAUUCAGAAUAUUUAAAUAAUAGAAUCAUCAUUAAACAAAUACAAAUAUAGUUUCUUUGAAGAAUUAGAUAAAUUAAUAAAGGACCCAAAAAAUCUCUAAAUGAAUCCUAUCAUUAAUAAUAUUUUAUAAAUUAAUUAAUCAUAGAAGUCCCAAUUUAAUUCAAAAUUAUAAUAGUUUAAGGAUUUUGCAGAAUUUAGUAAAUGUAUUUAAAUACUUUCAAAUAUUUAAAUGGACUAGAUUUCGAAUAUUGAGGAAUUUUAAACUGAAAAUCUAUUAAAAAGUAAUGACUAAUUAAAGGUAUCAUCAUUAAAUUAUACUAACAACCUUUAUAACUAAAUGUAUCUUAAUUUAACAUUUUCUUUUUAUUAUAAACAUAAUGAUAUUUUGAUAAGUAAUAAUGGAAAGAUUGUUGAUAAUGGUGAUGGUGUAUGGGGUUAUUGUAUGUGUGAACAAGUAAUUCCUAAGACUGGUAAAAUACUCUUUGCAUUCGAAAUACUUAGAAUAGAUCAUUGGUGUGAAGUUGGAAUUGGAUUUAGAGAAAUGAUUAAAUAACAUGGAUACAGAGGUGAAGGUUAAGGAAAAGGGUAUUAAUAUGUUUAAUUAUAAUAGAUCAUAUUUAUUAAGAGAAACUUCUACUACAUAUUUCCAUCAUUCUAAUAAUACUCAAGGAAAGGCAAUUAAUUUCUAAGUUAAUGAUAUAGUAAUAAUAGAAGUGAGCAUAGAACAGAAAUAUAUAAAAUGGAGUAAACAAAAUUCAUAAGAUUAUCUAGUAAAUAUCAAAAUUUAAUUAGAUUACCGAAAUUGAUAUAUCUUAAGAUUUGUAUCCAUGUGUGUAUACGAGCAAUUCAACAGUGAGAAUCAAGGAUAUAUCAUGAUAAAUAAGGAC
Molecule: messenger RNA, 1225 nt
Organism: Paramecium sonneborni
Lineage: Eukaryota; Ciliophora; Oligohymenophorea; Peniculida; Parameciidae
Source: the annotation of a GenBank genome assembly